Neltuma alba is the source of this 921-nucleotide messenger RNA. RefSeq names its product auxin-induced in root cultures protein 12-like. Lineage: Eukaryota; Viridiplantae; Streptophyta; Magnoliopsida; Fabales; Fabaceae. The record is from RefSeq and is a predicted model, not a curated record. The coding region runs from base 75 to 764 and encodes 229 amino acids. The transcript has a single exon.
GCAAGAUGAGAUAAUAGUCUUAGCUUCGCCGAUUCUUCACAGUUUUAGUCAUUGUUAUCUUUUUCUCUCCUUUAAUGGCUUCUUCUUCUCUGAUCUUCGCAAUCUCUGCGAUUUUCUUUGCUUUGCGUUUCUCAUCGGCUCAUUCUCUUACCUGUACGUCGCAUAAGCUUCCUGGUAAGGACUUCCCCAACUGUAAGGAUCUCCCGACUCUGGGCGCUACUCUUCGUUACUCUUACAAUGCCACCAAUAACUCGCUCUCCAUCGCCUACAUGGCUACUCCGGCGAAGCCCGGCGGCUGGGUCUCCUGGGCUAUAAAUCCGACCGGCCAAGGUAUGCAAGGCGCCCAGGCUAUCAUCGCCUUCAAAUCGAACGGCACUGUCGUCGCCAAGACCUACAACAUCAGCUCCUAUAAAUCCAUCGUCGAAUCGAAGCUUUCCUUCGACGUUUGGGACCUGAGCGCCGUCGAAUCUGACGGCGUCAUCACGAUCCUCGCGACGGUGAAGGUGCCGGGGAAGCCGGACCAGCUGAACCAGGUGUGGCAGGUCGGGCCGUCGGUGACCGGCGGCAGGCCGGACAAGCACGACUUCACUCCGGCGAAUCUCGCCUCAAAAUCCACUUUAUCGGUGUCCACGUCAACAUCGGCACGCGAAAACACCACCACCGGCGGCGACAAAAACGGCGGCGUCUCAGUAACAAAUAACAGAUUCGGCGUAGGAUUUUUUGCUGGUUUGUUAAUGCUGGUAGCGAGUUGUGUUAAUUUCUGAUUUUCCUUUGUUCUUCACCACUACGAAUAAUAUUCCAUCAGUGUGACUCCUAAUAGUUUACUGAUAUUUUCUGCGGAUUCUUGUAGGUGAGAAUAGGCGAUUUAUGUUGAUCAGGAUUUCAGUUUCAUAUAUAGAAUUUUUUAUUUUCCGUCUUCAA